This is a messenger RNA of Psammomys obesus (fat sand rat), 1864 nucleotides long. RefSeq names its product metallophosphoesterase 1 (gene Mppe1). Lineage: Eukaryota; Metazoa; Chordata; Mammalia; Rodentia; Muridae. The coding region runs from base 481 to 1665 and encodes 394 amino acids. Gene Ontology annotation, cellular component: endoplasmic reticulum-Golgi intermediate compartment. Gene Ontology annotation, molecular function: phosphoric diester hydrolase activity. The record is from RefSeq and is a predicted model, not a curated record. The transcript is spliced from 11 exons. Gene Ontology annotation, biological process: GPI anchor biosynthetic process; endoplasmic reticulum to Golgi vesicle-mediated transport.
AGCUUCCUGAGUCGAUUCCCGAGAAGGUGUCACCGCGGGCAGGGACUUUGGCCGCAGGUCGUGCGGCGGCCGGCGCCACAGCAGCCACUGUGCGGCACGCAGGCCUCGAGGUCCCCGGGGCGCGCGCGGCUCGGUCCCCAACCGGCCCGUCCUCCAUCGCGCAUCCCCACCCGCUCCCGGCGGCUCCUUCCUGCCGCCGCCCCGCUCAGCGACUCCGCCGCGCCCCGUCCCAGGCUGGAGGAGGCGCAGGCGCUCCCCGGAGCGUGGCACCCGAGGCCGGCGCAGCCCUGCGUGACUAUAGUCUGAUUUUGGAAAGUGGAUGCCAGCCUGGAGCCUUGGCACCCAACUCAGCCCAGAAGUAGUGUUCUUUAAAAGGUACAGCCCGGGGCAGGAUCCCAUCUCCACCGCCCCGCUUAGGCUUCCAGAGUGGGUUCUUGAUGAACUUGGCUCUCUUCUGCUGGCGACUCCUGGGCAGAAGACAUGGCUCUGGUCCGCUGGGGGCUGAAAAGACAGAACUUCCACCCAUUGAGGAGGAGGAGAUCGCUGCUGCUGAAACUCACAGUCGUUGUCAUCUCCGUGCUUCUGUUUUGUGAAUAUUUCAUCUAUUACCUGGUCAUCUUUCAGUGCCAUUGGCCCGAGGUGAAGACCCUAGCCCCUGGCAGUAGGCAGGAGCCUGUGUUGAAAACCAUGUUCCUGGCUGACACUCAUUUACUUGGGGAGAUAAGAGGCCACUGGCUGGACAAAUUAAGAAGGGAGUGGCAAAUGGAAAGAGCCUUUCAGACAGCUGUGUGGCUGCUGCAACCGGAAGUCGUCUUCAUUUUGGGAGACAUCUUUGAUGAAGGGAAGUGGAGCACCGCCCAGGCCUGGGCAGACGAUGUGCAGAGAUUUCAGAAGAUGUUCAGGCAUGGCAGCCACGUGCAGCUGAAGGUGGUCAUUGGCAAUCAUGACAUUGGUUUCCACUAUCAGAUGAGUAAACACAGAAUAAAGCGAUUUGAGAAAGUGUUCAGCUCCGAAAGGCUGUUCUCUCUGAAAGGAGUGAAUUUUGUGAUGGUCAACAGCGUCGCAAUGGAAGGGGAUGGUUGUAGCAUAUGCUCUGAAGCGGAAGCCGAACUCAGAGAGAUCUCUCGUAAACUGAAUUGCUCCCGAGAGCAGGUGCGGGGAUCAAGCCAGUGUGAGGAUGAGCAGCGGCUGCCCUCGUCGGCCCCCGUGCUGCUGCAGCACUACCCGCUCUAUCGGGCCAGCGAUGCGAACUGUUCUGGCGAAGACGCGGCUCCUGCAGGGGAAAGGAACAUCCCCUUCAAGGAGAAAUACGAUGUCCUUUCUCAGGAGGCCUCACGAAAGCUGCUGUGGUGGUUCCGGCCUCGCCUGGUUCUGAGCGGCCACACGCACAGUGCCUGCGAGGUGCUCCAUCCGGGGGGAGCUCCUGAGGUGAGCGUCCCGUCCUUCAGUUGGAGGAACAGAAACAACCCCAGCUUCAUCAUGGGCAGCCUGACAUCCAGAGAAUACGCUCUGUCCAAGUGCUACCUCCCGUUUGAGGACACGGUGCUGACCAUGUACGGUGUAGCAGCUGGCUUCCUUGUGGUCCUCACCUUAGCUCACUUUGAGCAUUUGCACUCAUCUUUUCUGUUUGGUUGGAAACUGUGCAGGAUACACAAGAGAAGAUGAAGAACCAGUGAUUGUUGCACAUGGUAAUAUAAAACCAAAGCCAAAGACAUGGGACUUCCAGUGGGGCUCCAGUGAGUCACGGAGGAGAGCAACUAUUGGUUGUCCUUAUGUACAAGAUGAGAAUUCCGAAUCAUCAAUGCCAAUGACUGCAGAAUAAACAGUUGACUGUUCUGUUCUCAUGCUAUAAAAAAUGGAACGU